Molecule: messenger RNA, 3615 nt
Organism: Archocentrus centrarchus (flier cichlid)
Lineage: Eukaryota; Metazoa; Chordata; Actinopteri; Cichliformes; Cichlidae
Gene: arel1
Product: apoptosis resistant E3 ubiquitin protein ligase 1
Exons: 22
Coding region: 243-3305 (1020 amino acids)
Biological process (GO): protein polyubiquitination; ubiquitin-dependent protein catabolic process; negative regulation of apoptotic process
Cellular component (GO): cytoplasm; cytosol
Molecular function (GO): ubiquitin protein ligase activity
Source: RefSeq, a predicted model, not a curated record
UAAGAACCUACAUACCAUUUUAAACUUCAGUGCCUCAAACCGCAGACUGUCUACACUACAAGUACAGCUCGCUACCCUCGUGCUAGCAAUGUGCAGACGUAAUCAAAAAUCGACGUAGGUUCUGCGCGUUUUCCGGUGGCUACGCUAGCGCCUCGCAGACGAAGGAGGUUUGACAAGCUCACUGGUGUGUGGUCUUUUGUUUGAGCACGGAGAGGUCUGAGUGAAGGCUGAAAGAUGGUCUGAUGGACCGCCGUUUCUUCCUGACCUUCCUCUUCUGCUCACUGUUGUGGAUCUUCUUCUGGGAAGUGCGCUGGAAGAAAGGAAAGGAAAGUCAGAUCGAGGAAUGGCUCCAAGGACAUAGCCUCUCUCAAUACAGAAACUUAUUUGAAGAUGUACAGACGCUUGAGGAACUGAGUCUGAGUGUGCUUAGUCGUUUGGAAGAGGUGGUGAAGGAACAGCAGCGCUGGAGGGAGAUUGCAGAGGCUCACAUCCAGCUGCUCCGAGACUUUGCCUUCCAGGAGUGGCUUUGCUCCCAGAACCUGGAGCACUAUUACCAUACAUUGAAGACCUUGGGUUGUAUGAAUUUGGAUGAUCUCUCUCAGUUUGACAGUCAACUGCAGCUUUCUUUAGCUGCUUGGGGCUACUAUUACGAAGACUACAUAAAGUUGUCCACGGGCAUCAAGAUCCUCCAGACCUCCAGGGGGAGUCGCGACCAGGACUACGAGAUCAGGCUGGUGCACAGCCUUGCUGAGAGACGUCUGAAUGAGAAGUGGUCAUUUGCGGGAGCUCUCAUAUUUGGCUGUACUGUGGCACUGUGCUUCUUGAUAAGGGACCUCAUGUUUUACGUGAUUGGUGGAAUUACUGUUUCCAUCAUAGCGUUUGUCUUUACCAUCAAGUUCCUCUGUGAGCUUGCAGCAAGGGUGGUCAGCUUCCUCCAGAAUGAGGAUCCAGGGCGACGCGGUGAUCGCAGCAUCUACGACUAUGUCCGGGGCAACUACCUGGACCCACGUUCCUGCAAGGUGUCGUGGGACUGGAAGGAACCACAGGAAGUGGGACAAACUAUGAGCUUCAGAGUUCAGCUGUUCUAUAAGAAUGGUCAGCCUUUCCCAGCUCAUCGGCCUGUGGGGCUGAGGGUCAACAUCACCCACAUUGAACUGGCCCUGGACAUCCCUGUUACACAGGAGGUCCUGCAAGAACCAGAGUCCAAUGUAGUCAAAGUGGCAUUCACAGUGCGCAAGGCUGGACGUUAUGAGGUUGCUGUCAAGCUGGGUGGCCUCAAUGUGGCCUAUAGCCCUUAUUACAAGAUAUUCCAGCCAGGUACAGUUGUUCCAUCCAAAACCAAGAUAGCCUAUCAUUUCUCCACUUUGGUGCUAACAAAUGGCCAGCAGCACACUUUACAAAUUGAGCCCCGGGACGAGUAUGGAAACCCUACCAGUAACUCCACAUCUCUGACAGAUGAAGCAAACUACAGUGUCCAUGUGCACGCACUAGGCACAGCGGAUGAUGACAGUCUGGAGGGCUUCUACAGCAAAUCAGUUUCACUCAACAAGCAGCAGUGCCAGGUUCUGUUGAGACUGAUCCUGAGGAAGACGGGCUGUUUCAGGGCUCGCAUCACUUACAAGGAUCAGCCACUCAGCAACGGGGAAUUUGACAUAAUUGUUCUCAGUGAGAAUGAAAAGGCCUGUGUGGAGAAGAAUGUAUCCACUCCAGGCAUAAGUAUCUACUUUGAGGCAUACCUUUACAGUAGUGGGAACUACAGCAGUUCAUCAUGGCAGUUACCAGCCUCCUCUUUGUUGGCUCCCCAGAGGAGGCCCUCCAUGGGAGAAGAGGAGGAUGAACAUGACUCUCCUGUGGAGGGACAACCGGAGAAGGUCAAGAAACCAAAAAAGGUCUAUUGUUACAUAUCGCCAAAGCAAUUAUCCGUGAAGGAAUUCUACCUGAAAAUUAUUCCAUGGCGCCUUUUCACCUUUCGAGUUUGUCCAGGAACAAAGUUUACCUAUUAUGGUCCCGACCCAGUUCACAAAUACCUAACUCUAGUAGUGGAUGAUGGGAUACAGCCUCCUGUGGAGCUAAGCUGCAAAGAUAGGAACAUCAUGGCUGCCACCUUCAUUCGCUUCCUGCACAAGAAUAUUGGUGGCUCUGAAACGUUCCAAGACAAGGUGAACUUCUUUCAACGGGAACUCAGGCACAUCCACUCCAAGAGACCUCGCACCAAGACCUGCCUAAAAGUCAGCCGACACACCAUUCUAGAUUCAUCAUUGAAGGCCACAAGGAACUUCUCAGUGUCUGACUGGAGUAAGAACUUUGAGGUCGUGUUUCAGGAUGAGGAAGCGCUGGACUGGGGAGGUCCUCGUAGGGAGUGGUUUGAACUGAUUUGCAAGACCCUCUUUGACACAUCGAACCAAUUGUUCACCCGCUUCAGUGACAACAACCAGGGCCUUGUACACCCAAAUCCCGAGAGGCCGCCCCACUUGCGCCUAAAGAUGUAUGAGUUUGCGGGUCGCAUUGUAGGGAAGUGUCUGUAUGAGUCUGCCCUGGGUGGAGCCUACAAACAGCUGGUUCGAGCUCGCUUUACACGUUCCUUCUUGGCCCAAAUCAUUGGCCUGAGAAUGAACUACAAGUACUUUGAGACGGAUGACCAGGAGUUCUACAAAACUAAAGUCUGCUUCAUCCUAAACAAUGACGUGAGUGAAAUGGACCUGGUGUUUGCCGAGGAGAAGUAUAGCAAGUCGGGACAGCUGGAGAAGGUGGUGGAGUUGAUAUCUGGUGGAGCUCAAAUCGCUGUAACCAAUGAAAACAAGAUGCAUUAUCUUAACCUGUUGGCCCAGUACAGACUGGCCAGCCAGGUGAGAGACGAGGUGGAACAUUUCCUCAAAGGUUUGAAUGAACUGGUUCCAGAAAACCUGCUAGCCAUAUUUGAUGAGAAUGAGUUGGAGCUGCUGAUGUGUGGCACUGGCGACAUAAACGUGCAGGACUUCAAGGCCCACGCUGUGAUUGUUGGCGGAUCGUGGCACUUCAGAGAGAAAGUGAUGAAGUGGUUCUGGGCGGUGGUGUCUAGCUUCACGCAGGAAGAGCUGGCACGUCUGCUGCAGUUCACUACCGGCUCCUCCCAGCUACCCCCCGGGGGGUUCAACACUCUUUGUCCCUCGUUCCAGAUCAUUGCUGCCCCCACACACAGCACUUUGCCCACUGCACACACCUGUUUUAACCAGCUGUGCCUCCCUACCUACGACUCCUACGAGGAGCUGCACAAGAUGCUGAAGCUGGCCAUCAGUGAGGGCAGUGAGGGUUUUGGCAUGCUCUGACUCGUCCAUCACUGGCACUGUGGUUUCUCUCUCUCUCACUCACUCACUCACUCACACACACACACACACACACACACACACACACACACGACCAGCACUGCUUCUCUGCCCUGGUUUUCCUGCAUUCAUUCACAUUUAACACAUGGACUUCUUGCCCCACCCCUCCCACCUCCCCCAAAAUAUAAAUAUUCUCUCAAGAUGAGCGAGUAUUUCAGGAAGUCCCAGAAUGCUGUGCUGAAUCUGGGACUCAAUUGUAUGAACUCUAGUGCUACUGUAUAUUUAAAAAAGAAAAAAAAAAAUUUAAAUCCAC